CUUGAUAUCAGGCCACGGCACGCUGUCGGCCUGUUGAAGCACAUUUCUCCAAGGCAACUGAGAUCCAUACUGCUGACCUCUUCCACAAUGACUGCUGAGGAAAUCCAAGCUUCGGUGCUUCACGCCGCCAAAGACCUCCGCGUGGAAAAACGAGAAGUCCCAGCGCCCGAAGCAGACGAAGUACAAAUCCGCAUCGCGUCCACGGGUCUCUGCGGCAGCGAUCUGCACUACUACUCCCACUUCCGCAACGGCGAUAUCCUCGUUCGCGAACCUCUUAGUCUCGGCCAUGAAUCGUCCGGAGUCAUUUCUGCUGUUGGCUCCGCGGUGACGAAUUUCCAGCCAGGCGAUAGAGUAGCACUUGAAGUCGGACUGCCGUGCGAGAAAUGUCAAAGAUGUCAAGAAGGUCGCUAUAACAUUUGUCCAAACGUGCGGUUCAGGAGCAGUGGAAAGGCAUUCCCCCAUUUCCAAGGGACGUUGCAGGAAAAGAUCAAUCAUCCUGCGAAGUGGGUAUAUCGCCUACCUGACGAGCUGAGCCUGGAUGUUGGAGCUUUGCUAGAGCCUCUUGGAGUGGCAUUGCAUGCUUUCAGGAGGAGUCUCAUGCCCGCCAAUGCAACCGUCAUUGUUUAUGGAGCAGGAGCGGUGGGUCUGCUGUGUGCAGCUGUGGCAAAAUUGAAAGGAGCAGCGAAGGUGAUCAUUGCCGAUAUUGAUGCCGGGCGACUGGAAUUUGCGGUACAGAAUGGAUUCGCACACGCCAGUUAUACCGUGCCCAUGCGGCGAGGCAAAGAUAUCGAUGAGAACCUCCAAAUUGCAAAAGAGACUGCCGCCGAGAUAACAAAACUAGAAGAUGUUGGCGAGGUGGAUGUCGUGUUUGAGUGUACAGGCGUGCCGUCCUGCGUGCAAGCGGGAAUUUAUUCAACCAAGCCCGGAGGUCGAAUUAUGCUGGUGGGAAUGGGACAUCCUAUCCAGACAUUACCUUUGGGAGCUGCGGCGUUGCGUGAAGUGGACAUUGUUGGUGUAUUCAGAUAUGCCAACACAUAUCAAGAGAGCAUCGAUAUUGUGCUCCAGGCGUCCAAAUCCGCAACAGGCCCAGACUUUUCGAAGCUAAUCACUCAUCGGUUUGCGGGGCUUGAGGAGGCCGUCAAGGCUUUCGAAAUGGCAGGUAAGACGAAGGAUGCGGAUGGCAAGCUGGUGUUGAAGGUCAUUAUUGAUAGUAGCCGGAAUGAGUCGUGAAGCGGG
This is a messenger RNA of Cercospora beticola, 1236 nucleotides long. Its product is annotated as NAD(P)-dependent alcohol dehydrogenase. NCBI's taxonomy places the organism in Eukaryota, Fungi, Ascomycota, Dothideomycetes, Mycosphaerellales, Mycosphaerellaceae. Gene Ontology annotation, biological process: D-sorbitol catabolic process. Gene Ontology annotation, molecular function: zinc ion binding; L-iditol 2-dehydrogenase (NAD+) activity. The record is from RefSeq and is a predicted model, not a curated record.